This is a messenger RNA of Fraxinus pennsylvanica, 1044 nucleotides long. NCBI's taxonomy places the organism in Eukaryota, Viridiplantae, Streptophyta, Magnoliopsida, Lamiales, Oleaceae. The record is from the annotation of a GenBank genome assembly.
AUGGCAGCAGAAAGCAGUGUAAAAGUGCCAAGAAUCAAGCUUGGUACACAAGGACUAGAGGUGUCUGCGCAAGGACUCGGGUGCAUGGGCAUGUCGUCAUUCUACGGCCCGCCCAAGCCAGAACCCGACAUGAUCGAGCUCAUUCACCAUGCCAUUAACUCCGGCAUCACCUUCCUCGACACUUCCGAUGUCUAUGGACCGCACACCAAUGAAAUCCUCCUCGGGAAGGCUUUGAAGGAUGGGGUAAGGGAGAAAGUGGAGUUGGCUACGAAAUUUGGGAUUAUAUUACAGGAUAACCAGUUCUGUGUACAAGGAGACCCUGCCUAUGUACGAGCUGCCUGCGAGGCCAGCUUGAAGCGGCUUGAUAUUGAUUGCAUUGAUCUUUAUUACCAACAUCGCAUUGACACACGUGUACCUAUCGAAGUCACGAUCGGAGAACUAAAGAAACUAGUGGAAGAAGGUAAGAUAAAAUAUAUAGGCCUAUCAGAGGCCUCUACUUCGACAAUCAAAAGAGCACAUGCAGUUCAUCCAAUAACAGCAGUGCAGUUGGAGUGGUCUUUGUGGUCAAGAGACGUGGAGAAAGAAAUAAUUCCCACUUGCAGGGAACUUGGCAUUGGAAUAGUAGCUUAUAGUCCUCUUGGACGGGGAUUCUUGUCCUUCGGUCCAAAACUGCUUGAAACUUUAUCUGAAGGGGACUCUCGAAAGUAUUUUCCAAGAUUCCAACCCGAGAAUCUGGAGCAUAAUAAGAGAUUGUUUGAUAGUGUCAAUGAUAUGGCUAAUAGAAAGGGGUGCACCCCUUCACAGCUAGCUUUAGCAUGGGUCCAUCAUCAAGGAAUCGAUGUGUGUCCCAUACCCGGCACCACGAAAAUCGAGAAUCUCAAUAAAAACAUAGAAGCAUUGUUUGUAAAACUGUCAAAAGAAGACAUGGCUGAGCUCGAAUCUAUUGCUUCAGCUGAUGCGGUCAAGGGUGAUAGAUAUGGACCUGGUUUGGGUACGUGGGAGCAUUCCGACACUCCUCUUUUGUCAACUUGGAAAGUUGCAUGA